GCGGCCCCCGGGCUCAGGCGGCGCCGCCGCUUCCCGCCGCCUGCCGCCAUGGCGCGGUUCGAGCCGGCGGCGCUGCCCGAGCUGCUCCCGGUCUUCUACCGGCGGCUCUUCCCGCACGGCGCCUACGGCCGCUGGCUCGGUUACGGCGGCGCGGCGAAGAACUACUUCCAGCUGCGGGAGUUCUCCUUCACGCUGCGGGACGACAUCUACGUGCGCUUCCAGUCCUUCGGCAGCCCCCAGGAGCUGGAGCGGGAGCUGCAGAAGAUAAACCCCUACAAGAUCGACAUCGGGGCCGUCUACUCCCACCGGCCCAGCCAGCACAACACGGUGCACCUGGGGGCCUUCCAGCCCAUGGAGAAGGAGCUGGUCUUCGACAUCGACAUGACGGACUACGACGACGUCCGGACGUGCUGCAGCUCGGCUGAGAUCUGCUCCAAGUGCUGGACCCUGAUGACCAUCGCUGUUCGCGUCAUUGACCGCGCGCUCGUGGAGGACCUGGGCAUGAAGCACCGCCUGUGGGUGUACUCGGGCCGGAGGGGCGUCCACUGCUGGGUGUGCGAUGACGCAGUGCGGAAAUGGUCCCCGGCGCUGCGCGCGGCCGCCGUGGAGUACCUGACGCUGGUGAAGGGUGGAGCAGAGACCGUGAAGAAAGUGAACCUCUCGGAGCCCAUCCACCCGUUCAUCAGGCGGUCAGUGAACGUGGUGGAGAAGUACUUCGAGGAGUACGCGCUGGUGGGCCAGGACAUCCUGGGCAGCCCGGAGCGCUGGGACAAGGUGCUGGCCCUCGUCCCGGAGGAGCACCGCGAGCCGCUGCAGAGCGACUUCCCCAAGAAGCGGGACUCGGUGCAGCGCUGGGAGCUGCUGAAGGGCAAGAUGGAGCGGACGCGGCGGACAUCGAACACCGGGAAGAGCGCACCGUGCUACGCGGACUGGGAGAUCAUGCUGCAGUACUGCUUCCCGCGCCUCGAUAUCAACGUCAGCAAAGGCGUUGGGCACCUGCUGAAGAGCCCCUUCAGUGUCCACCCCAAAACAGGCCGCAUCUCAGUGCCGCUGGAUCUGCAGAGGCUGGACCAGUUCGACCCAUUUGCCGUCCCCACCAUCAGGUGGGCCAGCAGAGGGGGUCCCCAGUUGGGUUCUGGCUCUGCCGGCAGCCUCUGCAACAUCCUGCUGUCACCCGCAGCUCCCUGUGCCACGAGCUGGACGCGGCCGGCGAUGACGGGGAGCAGGAGGACGACGGAGAGACGGAGCCAAAGCGGCGUGUGCGGGGUGAGUGGGGCCACGUCUGGGGUGAGGGGGGUCUCCACCCCACCGGUGGGCUUCUCCCGCUCAGCCCCCUCUGCUCCUGCAGACUACAAGAGGACAAGCCUGGCGCCGUACGUGCGGGUCUUCGAGCAGUUCCUGGAGGAGAUGGAGCGCGCCCGGAGGGGGGAGCAGCUCCGGCGAAGCGACCUGCAAGGAGAUUUCUAACGCUGCUGGGGAGCGCGGCGGCAGCCCCCGUCCUUGCCGUGGGGCCACCGAGGGAGCUGCCUGCCACCCGUGGGGGCCCGGUGCCGUGGCGCAGGGCCCUGAUGUCCCCCAGCUGAUCUCCCCAGCUCCCUUCCGACCGCCGCUGUUUGUGCCUUUUGUAUUUUUUGUACCUUUUUUUUGCCCUAUUUUUGCCUUUUGUAUUUUUUGAACCUUUUCUACCCUGUUUUCCAUUAAAAAUUUCUGGUCA
Cygnus olor (mute swan) is the source of this 1714-nucleotide messenger RNA. It is a transcript of the gene PRIM1, whose product is annotated as DNA primase subunit 1. The transcript has 11 exons. The record is from RefSeq and is a predicted model, not a curated record. Bases 49 to 1467 code for a protein of 472 amino acids. NCBI's taxonomy places the organism in Eukaryota, Metazoa, Chordata, Aves, Anseriformes, Anatidae. Gene Ontology annotation, cellular component: alpha DNA polymerase:primase complex. Gene Ontology annotation, biological process: DNA replication, synthesis of primer.